This is a messenger RNA of Aspergillus terreus NIH2624, 591 nucleotides long. RefSeq lists its product as uncharacterized. The transcript has a single exon. Bases 1 to 591 code for a protein of 196 amino acids. Lineage: Eukaryota; Fungi; Ascomycota; Eurotiomycetes; Eurotiales; Aspergillaceae. The record is from RefSeq and is a predicted model, not a curated record.
AUGCUAAAGCCCACACUCUCUUCUACCAUCCCACUGAUGCUCCUGGCAAACACAGUCUGGGCCGACUGUUUGCACCGCAGCUUCACUGCCUGCGAUGACCGCAUAGUCCAUUGGUUCGAUCCUUCCAAUGGCGAAGUGUGCGAUUUGCUCGACUGUGGAGGUGGCCGAGGACCGGUCAAAACAGAUGUCCCCGGAUGCCCUGCAUACAAGGGCACGGAAGUAUAUGUUUCCACCAAAUCGACGCUCUCUUGCUGGACUCCCUCGGCUUCUCUGGCCACGACCAGCGCUACAGUGACCUCCGCGGGACAUACCACCGACGCAGCCUCCGUCAAGGGAACUGAUAAUGGCCCUGCUUCAUCCACCACAGCAUCUGUGGCUUCGUCUACGCAACCAAGCGCCGAAAGGACUGCCGCGCCGGCGACUACCGAGCCUCCUAGCCGUUCCACGAGCGCUCAGAAGUCUGGGGAUGCGUCUAGCACAAUUGAUGGUGGCGCCCAAGAAACUACGACAGAUACAAAUGGCAGCAGUGCUCUGGGGGGUUCUCUCAUUGCUGUUGCGGGAGCGGUGGUUGGUGUCAUUGCUCUGGUUUAG